AUGGCCGCCAUAGCCGCCCCGGGGCCGGCGCGGCUCCUCCGGGCCGCCGCCGCUUCCUCCCGCCGCUGGCUGUUCUCUUCCACCUCGCCGGCAGCCGGGCCGAGGUCGGGCUGCGGCAGCGCUGCCGCUGGCAGGAGGGCAGCGCGGCCGUUCAGCCUCUCUGCCCGGGCGGUGCUCAGCUCAGAAGAUAAAAUAACUGUUCAUUUCAUAAACCGAGAUGGUGACAAACUAACAGCCAAGGGAAAACCUGGGGAUUCACUGCUGGAUGUUGUUGUUGACAAUAAUCUAGACAUAGAUGGUUUUGGUGCAUGUGAAGGAACGCUAGCCUGUUCAACUUGUCAUUUAAUAUUUGAAGACCACAUAUUUGAGAAACUUGAUGCAAUUACUGAUGAAGAGAUGGACAUGCUGGACCUGGCAUAUGGCCUCACAGAAACAUCACGUUUAGGCUGCCAAAUCUGCUUGAAGAAAUCAAUGAAUGAUAUGACUGUUCGAGUACCAGAAGCUGUGGCUGAUGCUAGACAAUCAGUAGAUAUGAGUAAAAACUCCUAAAACAAAAUUAUCCUAGGGGUUUGAAAGAAGCUUAAUUAUUUUUAUAACUUAUUUUUAAAUGUGUAAUUAAAUAUGGAAACUUACAUAAUUGUGAGUUAUUUUAUAUGACUAUCAAUAUUAGAUUAAUGCUAUUUUAAUUUUCUUUAUAGAACCUCUUAUAUUUUUACGCUUAAAAUGCAAUAAUACUUCUUAUAAGUAAUCAUUGGGUUAUAAACAUUAGCAGGUGUUCAUAUAACAUUGUUCUGCCAUAAACAUUUAAUGACACUUAAAAACUGGAUCAUUUGUACAGGACUUCUCCUAAAACAAACUGAGCAUUUCUAGGUGUCAGACCUGAAUGUGUAAGAGAAAAGAACUUGUAUGACUGCAUGGUGUCUUUUUGAAGUGUUGCCAUUAAAGAUGGUGUGCUCAGAGCUAGUUAAAAUUCUCAGUAAAUAGGAUACUUCCUCAGCAGUUAGUGGAUUUUCAGGAUAGGGAUUUUCCAAAUUUUGGAAUCUUAAUGAGAUGUGGCAAAUGUCUUUGCCACUGCUGAACUCAUGAGUUCUAGGAGCUGUGUUUAACCCAGCAGGCAGCUAAAUGCCACACAGCCAUUCAUUCACUUGUACCCCACCACUGCCCACCCCCCUUCCAAAUGGGAUGGGAGGGUAGACUUGGGGGGGGGAAUGUCACAUUCAUAAGUUGAGGUAAAGAUCGUUUAAUAGGACAGAAACAGAAAGGAAAACAACAGUAAUAAUGACAAAUGCAUAAAACGAAUGAGGCACAACACAAUAGCCCACCACCUGAUAACUGAUGCCCAGCCAGUUUCUGGGCAGUGACUCCUGGGCAGCGUUUGCCCAAUUGGAUAUUUUGAGCAUGACACCAUAGUCUGGGACUUGCCAUUGUUCAGUUGGGGUCAGCUGUCCUGGCUGUGUCCCCUCCCACUUCUUUGUGCACCCCCACAAGGUGAGGUGAGAAUCUGGAGAGGCCUUGACUUAGUUGUUGCUAAACGGUGUUUACAGUAAAACACCAGUGUGUUAUCAACAUUGCUCUGAUUCUAAUCAGUAUAAUAAUCAAAUUCUGGGACAGCGCUGUAUCAGCUCUCUCCCAGGUGAAAUGAGGACAGGCUGAUGCAGGAUGUUGGCACCUGCAGCUUAACCCUAGCCCAAAUCAGAUGUCAGUGAACCUCAAUAAUAUUUACAUUUGACUACACCACAAAUACUGGGAUAGGCCCAGGCUCAGAAGAAUGAAUCCUUGGAGAUGUGUAAUGGGAGAACAUACCCAGUGUAAUUGCAGUUUACCCAUCACAAACUCUUACUGUUCUCAGAAUGUGACUGAAUUGGGAUUGAACAGGGCGAUGUUUGUCAGCAUCAGAUUUGAUCUGAUAUCUUUAUCCCUUUUUAGUUUUGAGCUUCUGCAGGAGGCAGUCUGAUGUCAGUUAGGAUGUUCAGCUUGAAAAGAUUGCUUGAUUCUGGGCCUUGCUCACAGGAUAAUUCCAGUAAUGGUUGAUGUGAAAUGACCAAGUAUAUUUGUUUCAUAAAAAUGGCCUAGGUUCCCCAGAAGGUGUAGGAAAACACCUGUGGUGAGAUGGUAUCUGCAUUGGUGAUGAAGAGCUUUCAGUUGAAUAUUGUUUUAAUCUUUCUAAAGUAGCCCAAGUAAUGUUUCUGAGGCUAUUAUUCUCUCCAACUUUACAUAAAUACUUACAGGAACUGGUUAUCACCAAUAGUUGUUAAAAUUUUGAUUUUUUUGGGGGGGCAUUUAGAUAUAGAUAUAUAUAUAUAUAUAUAUGUAUACAUAUACCCUAUUUAUUUACAUUUGAAUGAUCUAAUGCAUUCAUUAAUGUUUUGCCUGAACUGGUAACAAUGACAACUGGACAUCUUUUCUUGCAUUAUAUAUAUGGGAGGGGAGAAAAACUAUUUUUCCAGUGUCAAAUAUUGGGAUUAUGCUGAGCUUUGUAAACAGGUAAAAAAGUUCCUCUUUAUUAAAAGAAUUAAUAUUCUCUGGAACUGUAUUGAAAAUAGAUGUGGGCCAGAUUCUUUUAUUUCCUCUCUUAAUUACCUCAUUUCUUUCUGUUACCUUUCAACUUUGUCCUAAUGCAAGGUGUGCUAAUUGUGGCCUGCUCAAAACUUAAUCUUGUAGGGGUUUCAGAAUACACUUCUGAUGUCAUCUGAUUCGAGCUAAGACUUCAGAAUUAAAAUUUCCAGGCUUUAUGAAGGGCGGAGGGAGGAAGGUCAGGGAGGAGGGUGGGCAGAAGUUGAAGAAAUUUUCAGAAUAUGCUGCUGUCUUCUUGUUCUGCUGCUGUGGCUCUAAUCAUGACUGAGAGGUUGCCCUCACACAGUCAGACAUAAAGGUAAAUCUCAGUUUGUAUUGCCUUUGUCCUGAGCUCAUUUAUAUAUAGUUAUUAGUAUUAAAUCUUGAGGUUUUGGGGUUUUUUACAUGAGACAGCUCAUGAGCUUCCAAGAGAGGGAACUUGGGUCAUAACCAUAUGAGUUGUGCAUUUGUACAUCAGAAAGAAAUACGAGGUUUCAGUAUACCUGUGUGGUUUAGGGGUAGAUGUUGAUAUUUACUGAGUUUUGGGCUCUUUUUUUGUUUGUUUGUUUGUUUGUUUGUUUUUUGUUUUUUUUUUUUUAAUUGGGUUAUUUGAGGUUUUUUUCAUACAGCACCAGGUACUUCUUGUGGGAAUCUUGAAAUGCUGAACACUGUUAAACAAAUGUGGAACAACUCCCAAGUGAGUUUUCUUUCUAAGCCAAGGUGGUUUUGUUGUGUGUUUCCUGUGACAGCUUCUCAUUACAAAGACUUUGACUCUCCUACAGUGUGCCUGUGGAAUGAAUUACUUAGCACAGCAAGGCAAAAAAGGACACUUCGAAGUUCAUUUUGAAUUCUAGAGGCAUCCCAUACUGCAUGCAAAUGGAAAUCUCAGAACACAAAGGAACUGACUUAUAGUGCCCAAAAUGCACAGCUCAGAGAUACUAGUUUAUUGUUAAAAUGAUUUGCAAAUAAAUCUUAUUUUUAACUUCUUUCUGACA
Cinclus cinclus is the source of this 3548-nucleotide messenger RNA. It is a transcript of the gene FDX1, whose product is annotated as ferredoxin 1. The transcript is spliced from 4 exons. The coding region runs from base 1 to 549 and encodes 182 amino acids. Gene Ontology annotation, cellular component: mitochondrion. Lineage: Eukaryota; Metazoa; Chordata; Aves; Passeriformes; Cinclidae. The record is from RefSeq and is a predicted model, not a curated record. Gene Ontology annotation, molecular function: 2 iron, 2 sulfur cluster binding. Gene Ontology annotation, biological process: positive regulation of oxidoreductase activity; P450-containing electron transport chain.